Messenger RNA from Neodiprion virginianus, 1061 nucleotides. RefSeq lists its product as uncharacterized. The record is from RefSeq and is a predicted model, not a curated record. Lineage: Eukaryota; Metazoa; Arthropoda; Insecta; Hymenoptera; Diprionidae. The transcript has 3 exons. Bases 302 to 652 code for a protein of 116 amino acids.
UGACUUGAAUCUGAGUUAUAGUACUAUUCACAGAUCUCGUGUGAAUGUACGAAGAAAAAUAGCUAGACAGUUGAAGGAGAAUCUUGACGUGGCAGAUAAUCUUACCCUGCACUGCAAUGGGAAACUGCUUCCUGAAUCGGGUAAAUUGAAGAAAGUGGAAAGAGUACCAGUAAUUGUGUCAGGACUUGAUAUUGAGCAAUUACUGGGCGUGCCGAAAUUUGAUAAAAGAUCAGCUGUAAAUGAAGCUCAAGGUAUUGCAGAGACUAUACAUGAGUGGAAUCUCGGAGAUCGAAUCAAAGCAAUGUGCUUUGACACUACACCUUUAAACACAGGUCACAAAGGUGGAGUCUGCGCCGUGUUGGAAAAAAAAUUAGGUAAACAAUUGCUGCAUUUCGCCUGUCGCUACCAUGUUUACGAAUUGAUAUUGAGAGCAGUCGUUGAAAUUUAUUGGCCUGAAAUAAACGGUCCAGACAUGCCAACUUUGAAGCGUUUUCAACGAAAGUGGCAGGAAAUUGAUCAAACCGAUUAUGACGUUGGAUUAAAAGAUAAAUUAAUAUGCCAAGUUCUCAAAAACGUAAUCCUUAACUUUGUACUACACCGAUUGAAGGUCGCAUUCCAUCUGAAGGGAUUACGUUUGAAGUACCAGGAGUAGUAAAUCAUGCUAGAUGGAUCGCAAAAGCCAUUUAUUCCUCAAAGAUUUUUCUCUUCAAGAAACAAUUUGAUCUUCAUAAAGAAGAAAUUGACGAUCUACGACAGAUAUGCAUUUUUAUUAUUCGCUUCUAUGUGAAACCGUGGUUUGAUGCGCCAAAUGCUAUCAAAGCACCCAAUCAAGAUUUGACAUUUCUCCAAAAUUUGAUGAAGUAUGGAAAAAUCAAUACUGAGAUCUCAUCUCGCUGCUUAGCUUCUUCGAAACUACGUGCGCACUUGUGGUAUAUAUCGGAAUACCUUGGUCCUUUGGCAUUUUUUGAUAAAAAGGUGUCGAAUGAAAUUAAAUAAAAAAUGGUUCGUGCCAUCAAAGAACGAGAGGGUGCACGGAUCGUCCAAACACGAGCUGUAGUCAA